Strigops habroptila (Kakapo) is the source of this 459-nucleotide messenger RNA. RefSeq names its product EF-hand calcium binding domain 11 (gene EFCAB11). Lineage: Eukaryota; Metazoa; Chordata; Aves; Psittaciformes; Psittacidae. The transcript is spliced from 7 exons. The record is from RefSeq and is a predicted model, not a curated record. The coding region runs from base 1 to 459 and encodes 152 amino acids. Gene Ontology annotation, molecular function: calcium ion binding.
AUGUUGCAAGGUUUUGUUUUUCAAGCGUGUGACCAAGAUAACAAUGGCUAUUUAAUCAGAGAGGACUUGAAAGGUACUGUAGUAAUGUUUUUUGGUUAUAAACCCUUAAAGGUGGAGAUGGAUUCAAAUAAAUGGUCAAUUAAGAAAUUGCAAACUAGUUUACUAGGUCUAUUGUUUGAAAAGUUUUUAAAUCUAAUGAGUACAAGGAAGGCUGCACGGUUACACAGUAAUGAAACAAGGCAAAUAUUUACAGCUUUUGAUGUGCAAGAUACAAUAUUUUUUACUUUUGAAGACUUCAACAGAGCUUUCAAUUCUAUUUCUACUCAGAUACCUGAAAAAAUCAUAGUUGAAGCCUUCAGAGAAGUCGAUCAGGAUUCUGAUGGCUGCAUCAGCUUCAAAGAGUUUGAAUCUGCAAUGAAGUACGGACAAAAUGAAAUAUCACCAGUGUACUUUGCCUAA